Molecule: messenger RNA, 668 nt
Organism: Mercenaria mercenaria
Lineage: Eukaryota; Metazoa; Mollusca; Bivalvia; Venerida; Veneridae
Exons: 2
Coding region: 22-510 (162 amino acids)
Source: RefSeq, a predicted model, not a curated record
UGCCUAUCAAUACGAGUCGUAAUGCCUUUUCUGUUGCCUUCAGAUAUAUAUUAUUCGAAACGUUCAAUUUCCAAUGAGUAUGGGACCCAGUUGCUUUGGUACAAAAAACCAAUUGGAGAAUAUUUGGAUGAUCUUUGUUGUGACAGGCGGAAUAUUUCUGAUAUGCCGCAGUUACAAGUUCGGAGGCCACUAGGGCGUAUGUUCGGCAGAUGGGUUGCGGAUGACAACGAAACGCUAUGGAUAUAUAGACAAUUAGAAAAGAAUGGAAAGUGUAUGCAGAUUCAAGCAGAUCAGGUCAGCAGCUUCAAGUCGUGGAUAUCUUUAUCGCUUACGGCAUUAACCGGAACUAUCUCUGCCGAAGUUGAAGGAGCGCCAGGAGGGAAUAUGUGCAAGACAAACAAUAAUUUCCUUGACACCUUUCGCAAAAUACACUCAUUGGCAUAUGAAUACAUUUUCAGGGUUAUGUACCUGUUUUGUUGUUUGAUUUUUCUUUAUUGGGUCAUCUUUUAAACAUGCUUAAAUUAGGAGAAGCAUGACAAUGAAUUUCAGGAGACACAUUUUCCUUUUAGCUCACCUGAACACAAAAUUCUCGUGAUGAGCUAUUGUGAUCACGCUGUGUCCGUUGUCCGUGCUGCGUGUGUCCGUUCUUCCGUCCGUCAAGUCGUCCG